Molecule: messenger RNA, 1546 nt
Organism: Gasterosteus aculeatus aculeatus (three-spined stickleback)
Lineage: Eukaryota; Metazoa; Chordata; Actinopteri; Perciformes; Gasterosteidae
Gene: smim13
Product: small integral membrane protein 13
Source: RefSeq, a predicted model, not a curated record
CGUGCGCAGUCAGUCCCGGUGUGAUGACGCUGUGUUUGUUGUCUUAACCGAGUGUCGUCAGCUAUUAAACGCAUGUUGCAGUUAUGUAGCACGUAGAGGGACGACUUGACCCCGCUGAACGUCGGCUAAGCCCGCAGUCCGCGUGCGGGACUCACGGCUCACCAGCUAGCGCUAGCUAGCAUUGACUUAGCUAGCCCGAGGCUAGCAGCCGAGCUGGUGCGUUUGUUCCCCCCCCCCCCCUCCUCUCGUCCGGGCGGCUAGCCGAGUGUCCGCGGAGCAGAAGACACCGCGCGGCCGCCUCCUUAUGCUGUUGCUGGUCUGCGGGGUCCAGCUAAGAUGUGGCAGAGUGUUGGUCUCACGCUGCUGGUCAUCGUGGCCACGCUGGUGUGCGCGCUCCUCUUCAUGCUGUUCGGUUGGUUUGUAGUCUGGCAGCUCUUCUUGUCCAAGUUCAAGUUCCUGCGGGAGCUGGUGGGGGACGCCAGCACCCCUCCAGCCCAGUCGCAGCCGUCCGAGUCCAAGAGCGAGCGCACAGCGAGCGCCGCGCCCCGAGGCCGGCCCAGGUCCGCACGCCAAAGAGUCGCCUCUCAGGAAAGCCUUUCAUAGGUCACCCACAGCGUAUCCCGCCACCAACCCCACCCCCUCUCGCCGCCACCAGCCUCUACAAGCGGUGUGUGUGAUCAAUCAGAAGCCCUGCUACACUACACAAGGACCACGUGCAGGGCCGGUACUCAGCCCUCCUCUUCACCACGACACUUUAAAGCCAGCGGCCGCGUCGCCUGCUCUCAAAGGGAAAAGCCAUUUCCGUCAGCUGUUCACGUGUGUCACUAUGCAGGGGGCAGCGAGUCUGGACCUCCUGUGUUCCCGUAGUGGGGACGAGCCGCGCUGCCUCCUGCACCCACGCGUAGUGUGAAGAUGCUCCGUCACUAGAGAGAGAGACGCGUUAACGCUCUUAAACCUGCGUGUUUUAAUCUUGUGUUUCCAACAGAACAAAGUCCUAUUUUGUACCAAGUAAGCCAGAUAAAUGUAAAAAAAAAAAAUAGAAAUCAUAGACAACAACUGAAGCGGGGAUUUGUACAAACUGAUAACUUUCUUUUCUUGUGCAAUGAAAUGAAUGUUUACGCCGUCAUUUACUUGCUUCUCUGCGCGCUUCCAUCCACGGGGGGGAAAACUGUCUCGCUCCAAGACGAAGAGGACAAAUGACUUCCAGUUGUGUAAAACGGGAAAUGUCUUUCUUGCCACUUCUCCUUCACCCUUUUGAAUCGAAUUGUAUAGAUUUGUACUUGAAGAGGGGCCAGGAGAAGGUCGGCGUCGGGGCGGCCCCUCCCCGUGCCUCUGUCUGCACCAGUGCCUGACCACAAGGCACGUCACAUGACCUCCUCUCUGCACUGCCCACAGCAUCAUCAGUACACGCCCACGCUAAGCUAAUCAAUAUUUAUGUAUUAUUCUCCCUCCGAGUCAAACUCAUGUAACUGUUGCACCUUUUUUAAUCAGCAGUGAUUUGUUUUCUCUCAGUGGAGCAGGAGCUUCAAAUAAAUAAUGCCAUGAA